Messenger RNA from Atta colombica, 1988 nucleotides. RefSeq names its product transcription factor 25 (gene Nulp1). NCBI's taxonomy places the organism in Eukaryota, Metazoa, Arthropoda, Insecta, Hymenoptera, Formicidae. The record is from RefSeq and is a predicted model, not a curated record. Gene Ontology annotation, cellular component: RQC complex. The transcript is spliced from 8 exons. Bases 7 to 1821 code for a protein of 604 amino acids.
CUCAUAAUGUCUACGCGAUAUAUGAAAAAGGUCUACGGCAGCGAUGUGACCUUGGAAACGGGUAACGACAAUACGAGUGACACGGAAGUUUCAGUAACCAGCAACACCAAGUCCAAGUCUUUCAAUGUUUUCGAUGUGUUGAACUCUGAUAAGGAGGAUAUUGAUGACAGACAGGAAGAUGAAGAUCUGGUUACAAACAGUACAGAUUACAAUACAAAGCGUAAGAAGAAGAAAAAGCAUAAGAAGUUGGAAAACGAGAGAAUCAAGAAUCAGCAAGAGCAUGAUGGAGAAUGUAAUGAGAACAUAGACGAGAUUGAACGAAGUAUAAGGGAGGUAAACAAAUUGCUUGGGGAACCACUACCAGGUUGCAGUACUCAAGUUUUGGAAGCGCAAUGGGUCGAUGAUAUAUCUAAGGAAGAUAUAUUAAUUGUACAGCGUAAACACUUGAAUCCACAUAACGAAUUAAAAAGAAUCUUUGGUAGCAAAACUAUAGAGGCUGGACAAAGAAUACUUUUGUUUUCCUACAGCAAGAAAAAUAAAGGUCGCCCUGGAAAUUUAAAGAAGACAUGGUUGAUUUACCCAGAAGAUAUUUAUUGGGUAUCAUUAAAAAAAUCUGGAUUAUCCAUGUCUCUAGAUCUAGAUUACUCUACAGAGACCACAGAGAAUGUACUUUAUUUUGUAUACGAACAUAGUGCUUCGUACAAAGAGAUACAACAAAAAUUUUUGCAAGCUGUUGAAAGUUUAAAUCCAGAAAAUAUAAUUAGUAUAAUGAAUGCCCAUUCUUAUCAUAUAGACUCCCUCCUGCAGGUAUCUGAAAUGUGUAAACUAACUGAAGAUUUAGCACAUGCAGCAGAGUUCAUCAAACGAGCUUUAUACUGCUUAGAAUGUGCGUUUCAUCCAUUCUUCAAUAUAACAACUGCAAAAUGUCGAUUGGACUAUAGGAAACAACAGAAUCGUGCAUUUUUUAUAACACUUUUUAAACAUCUUGGAUUUGUCGGUGGACGUGCUUGUUAUAGAACAAGUUUGGAAUUAUGUAAAUUACUUUUGUCAUUGGAUCCUGAAGGUGAUCCAUUAGCAGUGGUCUUGUGCAUUGACUUCUACGCUUUAAAAGCCAAAGAAUAUGAAUGGUUCAUAAAGUUUUGUAAUCUGUGGGAGGACUCCAGAAAUUUAACUCAAUUACCAAAUAUUGUGUACAGCCUGGCUUUGGCUCAUUUUCGUCUGGGAAAUAAAACUGAUGCGGAUACACUUCUGCAAAAUGCUCUUAUCAUGUUUCCAGAUGUAUUGAUGCUCUUAUUGGAGAAAUGUAGUAUACAAACAGACUCGAAGGUAAGGUUUCAUGAGUUCUUCUACUCACAUGCUAACACAUCACCGGCUCUAGAGAAGCUGCAAAAAUUAUAUGUAAUGCGUAGCUUCCAUCUUUGGAAGGAGACAGGUAUUUUACCAUGGUUAGAAGAAUGUGUACACACUGUGCUAAAUCGAGUCGAAUCUGGAGAUGAUUAUAUCAAAUACUGUCAAGUAAAGCGUAGCACACGCUAUCGGGGAAAGCUGCCAAGGAACAUUUUGAGACACAUUAUACUUUCAGACUUGCAGGAAGUUAUAGUUAACGUCCAGGAGAUCCAGGGCGAAGACCCAGUGUUGUCACACGAUCCAUUACCGCCACUAGACAGCAUUGAUAUUUAUAAAAGGCCUACAGCAAACAAUAGACCAAACAGUUCAAAUUUCUUUUCUCUCUUUUUCUCUUCGCUUUUCAGGAAUAUCAAUGGCGCAGCUGCUGCUUUAAAUGAUUUGAAUUUACUUGAGGAAAAUGAUGAUCAAGCAUAAUGACAACUUUCUCUAAUUGUGUGGAACUUAACAAUACCAGAGAAGAAAUCUAUGCAAAUUGUGCAGUUUUAAAUAAUACAUAUACAUCGUUUUAAAUAGUACAUGUAAAAAAUACAAAAAAGUAGAAUUAAUACAUAUAAUAAUGAAAUAAAAAGAUAAUGCCAGAA